Molecule: messenger RNA, 7510 nt
Organism: Mugil cephalus (flathead mullet)
Lineage: Eukaryota; Metazoa; Chordata; Actinopteri; Mugiliformes; Mugilidae
Gene: thrb
Product: thyroid hormone receptor beta
Exons: 11
Coding region: 505-1752 (415 amino acids)
Biological process (GO): retinoic acid receptor signaling pathway; positive regulation of transcription by RNA polymerase II; cell differentiation
Molecular function (GO): nuclear receptor activity; RNA polymerase II cis-regulatory region sequence-specific DNA binding; zinc ion binding
Source: RefSeq, a predicted model, not a curated record
GACUCGGCUCUCUGAUUCCCCGUAGCGUUCAGUCAGGGCGCUACAAUUGUCAGUUAGUGUGUCCUGUCGUGUGUUUUUCCGUUUUGUUUUCGGCUCCAUGUUGAAGUUUCUUUCGCAGACCCGUCGUCGCAUACACUGUCAGCGCACACCACACCGCUCUCACUCCACUCCGCACGUACAGUACACACAGACACACUCGCGUAUAGCCCUCGCCUUAUUUGCACUAGCGCGGGUCAUUUCAGGUUAAACCCUGGCGCUGUGUCCCGUUCAGUUUAGCCGACGGAGAUCAACACUGAUUCCAGCUGAGGAGGAAUGCACGGGCACUGAGACUCCAAGUGAUAUCUGGAUACGAGCUUUGUCUUGCAUAUGCGGUGUUUCUCUUGGGGAGCUCAGCAGCUCCUCAGUGCUGCCCGCAGUCAGACUUCACCACUUCCUCUGCUAGGUAGGUACCCAGAUGUCUGAGGAGGCUCUGAGGAUGACGUCUUGGCCCUGAAUCCCACCAGUAUGUCAGAGCCAGCAGAAAAAUGCUCCCCCCGCUGGAAAGAUGAGGCCAUUCAAAAUGGGUACAUACCAAGUUACCUGGACAAGGAUGAAUUAUGUGUAGUGUGCGGGGACAAAGCCACGGGCUACCACUAUCGCUGCAUUACCUGUGAAGGUUGCAAGGGGUUCUUCAGGCGGACCAUCCAGAAGAACCUCAACCCGACCUACGCUUGUAAGUACGAGGCCAAAUGCGUCAUCGACAAAGUGACCCGGAACCAGUGCCAGGAAUGUCGCUUCAAGAAGUGCAUUGCGGUGGGAAUGGCAACAGACUUGGUGUUGGACGACAGCAAGAGGCUGGCCAAGCGGAAGCUAAUCGAGGAGAACCGGGAGCGCCGUCGGAAGGAGGAGCUGCAGAAGACGGUGUGGGACCGACAGGAGCCCACCCAGGAGGAGUGGGACCUCAUCCGCAUGGUGACUGAGGCCCACAUGGCCACGAACGCGCAGGGAAACCACUGGAAGCAGAAGCGGAAAUUCCUGGUCGAGGAAGCAAUGCUUCUUAAUGAAAUAACAUGUAAUUUAUUCUAUACUUCUGACCAGAGUGCAGCGGGGGUGAAGGAAACUAAGCCUGAGGAUAAUGGUCAAGCGUCCGUGGCUAAUGUGCCCGAAGGAAGCAAAGUGGAUAUCGAAGCCUUCAGUCAGUUUACAAAAAUUAUCACCCCUGCCAUAACCCGAGUGGUGGACUUUGCCAAAAAACUGCCUAUGUUUUGUGAGCUGCCUUGUGAAGACCAGAUCAUCCUGUUGAAAGGCUGCUGCAUGGAGAUCAUGUCACUGCGAGCUGCUGUUCGCUAUGACCCGGAGAGCGAGACCCUCACACUCAACGGCGAGAUGGCGGUAACGCGGGGCCAGCUUAAGAACGGGGGCCUGGGCGUAGUCUCGGACGCGAUCUUCGACCUCGGCGUGUCGCUGUCCUCUUUCAACCUGGACGACUCUGAGGUGGCUCUGCUGCAGGCCGUCAUCCUGCUUUCAUCCGAUCGUCCGGGCCUGAGUAGCGUGGAGCGGAUCGAGCGCUGCCAAGAGGAGUUCCUCCUGGCCUUUGAACAUUACAUCAACUACCGCAAACACAAAGUGGCGCAUUUCUGGCCCAAGCUGCUAAUGAAGGUGACGGACCUGCGGAUGAUCGGCGCCUGCCACGCCAGCCGAUUCCUGCACAUGAAAGUGGAGUGUCCCACCGAGCUAUUCCCUCCUCUGUUCCUGGAGGUGUUCGAGGACUGACCAAUGGAUCUUAUUGUAUGACCGUGUGCGUGCGUGCCUGUGUGUAUGUGUGUGUGUGUGUGUGUGUGUGUACUGUAUGUAUGUAUGUGUGUGUGUGUGUGUGUGUGUGUGUGUGUGUGUGUGUGUCAGCGCCUGGGCACCCUGGUGGUCUCAGGGGUGGAACCAGCAGAAGGCCCGUCACAAUGAACUUUCUAUUAGCACUACUGAGUGUCACUUCAUUCCAUAGUUUAGGAGUAGCUCUCUGGUCUAGUUUGGAACAGAACCAUUCCUUACAGUGCGGGUACAAGUGAAUAGCCUUUUGGUUUUUGUUUCUUUUUUCUGGUUUGUUUUGUUGUUAUUGUGGAUAUAACCUCUCACCUCGGAUUUUACUAUAGGAUAUUUUUUUUUUGUGUGUGUGUUGAUGAUUGUACAGUUGGCAUAAUGGUGAUCUUAUCAACACUUGUUCAUCCAUUAGAAACCAUGUAAGUGUAUUUUUCUUCCUUUAUGUUGAAAAACUCAAAAUGGCUGCUCACCCGAUACACAAAACAAGACAUCGUUAGCGAUCUGUUUGCCUUUCCCGCCAGCCGCUUGACCCAUUUGUCGGUGAUAGUGUCUCGUGUCAUCCAGCCGGUGAGUGUCUGAACUGUUGAAUGCCUCACCACCUUACUGUGACCUGACCCACUGACAUCACAGCGCUCUUACGGACAGAAGCUUUUUGAAAGUCUCUCGGUAGCCACACUUAGCGAGGUGAAGUCAUAGUGCUGCGUUCCAGAGCUGUCAGAAAAAUACGACUUUUCACUGCGGAGAAGCAGCUCGUGUCAGAGGUCCGAGCAAGAAACUUCAGAGAACUUUGUGGGAAAUGUUUAAAGCCGCGGAUUUUAAACUUUCAGUAAAGAAUCAGCAUUGGCCUAAGAUCGCUACUGUGCAAUGCUAGCUGCAAGCAUUGCUAAAUGUUGUAGACAUUAGCUGUUGCAGCAUAUUUUAGCCCACAGCAGGAAAAAAAAAAAAAGCCCAACCAGUAUUUUUAAAAGGACGGAAGACGGUGGUAUUCUGAAAAGCACGGGUAGAAUUUAGGAGAUUCAUUGUGGAAGCGUUUGAGCUGGAAGCUAAAUAAAUGCGUAGAGCAUUUAACAGACACCUAAGAACAAUCUGUAAAGUAAACUAAGCUAAAAUUAGCUUCAAUCUGUGAUGGAGAACAUCAAACCAAACCUCUUUCUGGAGGGUCAUUUAAUUUCAACUCAUUGUUGUGAAGUACUGAGGACAUAAAACAGCUUACUAGUGAUCUGCACAACACAAGACAACUAGUGGGUUAAUAACAGACCACAUGUCUAUGAGGCACAUGCUGUAUGUGUAUUGAUUUUUUUUAAAAAAAAAGAAACUUAAUAUAUGAUCAUAGAUUGAUAAUAUAUCAAAUAUUGUAUAUUAUAAUAAUAUAUUCUAACAAUCAAUUCUAUCUUGAUCCACUGGUUCAGAGCCACAGUGAAAGGAACGCAGCAGUAGCAUUGAUGUCAGGAACUAGUCAGGACUAACAGAAGCACAUAAUGGCACCGAUGUCAGGAAACGACAAUCACUCCUGUUUUUGUGUAACAAUGCCACAUGUCGUGCCAAAACCAAGUGACUGAUGCCCUCCUCGUUAAUUCUUUCUUAGCAAUAUGAACAUGUGACCGACUGUGUUAGGAAGCAGUUUUAGUCCACUAUAGCAGCUUUGACCACACAACCAAUGAGUUUUAACGUUUCAUCCGGGUCACGUUGCCUCACAGCCCCACAUCCGAUUACCUAGAUGAUUUUUUUUUGUUUGUUUUGUUGUUGUCUUUUCCCCUGACGUGGGGAGACUGUAUGUUUGGAAAAAAAAAAAAAAAAAGUGACGUCAUGGUGCUAUGGUGGGCUGAGGCGAUGGCUGAUUUAACUGUAUUAUUAUUUACACAUUUGUAAUACAGCCCACCACUCUCUUAUGAUGGCAUGCGUAUAUGCUAACACGCAAACAUGCACAUAUACAGUACAUACGGUGUAUAUGCAGCACAUACAGUACACGCGUGUAUUUGCAUACGCCUGGAUAACACGUGGGUCAGACCCCGCCACUGUGAUCAGUCAGUGGGAUACGGAGGCCAAGUGAACAUUGGCAGGCCCUGAGAACAGUAUGAUUCAUCAUCAGCACGGUACACUGAGAAAGCUGGUGAGAUUGUGAAAUCGUAGCGCCCUUUCCUCUCUUUAAUUUUUUCCAGAAUGUUCUCUUUUUGUUGUUGUUCUGAAAAGCCUCUACACGCUACUGUCCUUUGCAACAUCUGCUUUGUAUAUGUCGCUUUUUCAAGCUUCACACUACUCCUCAAAGACAGCUUGUGUUUUUUGUUUUGUUUUGUCUUGUUUUUUUUUCUCAUUUCUGUGAAGUGAUGCCUUUUUUUCAAAGCAAUAGACUUGCUGCAGUGUUUGAAUGACCCGGACCUCACACACACACCUCGCAAACUGUACAGACUCAAAUAAAUGCACAGACAAUCAGAGGGAGACAGUUGGAUGGGGGGAAGAAGUGGGCAGGCACCCGGGCUCGGGCGGUCUGAGGCGAAGCGCCGGGCCGUGCUGAGCCAGAGCCAUUUGGAAAAGUAACAUUGGAUACGUUUACAUGCACCCUGUUGUCCACAGCCCUGCUGAGGCCAUUGUUAUGUUAAGUUUUCUGCAGGAGCCUUUAGUGGUAGUGACCAUGAGCCUGCCUAGUGCCAUUAUUUAACAGAGUAGUCCUGGUAGGAAACAUUGACUAAACAUCAGCGUGAUGUCCUGUUCAUUGGUCCAGCGUUUACGCUUUUAGGUGAAUUGUCUAAAUGUUCGUGCGGAAAGAAAAUCAAAUAAAUCUGGUCCUUUGACGCAGCUAGUGCGAGGUUGCAUUAACGUAACAAAUGUUAAACUGACCCAUCGACUCGCUCUUAGACUAAUGGCCCUUUUCAGCCACACAGUCCUAGGAACUAAACUCAGGAACUGAACUGGGACCUAAUUGAGUCCCUUUGGUGCAUUUGUGCUCGCGUUGCCACGGCAUCUGAAGAACCACAAAGAUUAUUACGCGUUACAAAAUGAAACCCAGAAAGGCUUUAGAGCUUCUAAUGCUAUGACACACCAUCAUCUGUUGCGUGACUGUUUCGAUGUUCUACUUCUAAGUGACCACACUGAACCAUAAAUCCCUCUCAACCUGCUCUCUCUUACCUCUUUUUAAAUGUUUAAGACGUUCAGUCUCGUCUCAGGAAUUUGGCUGCAUGUCAUUGUUUAUAUACCAUCAACAUUAGAAGAAAUUCCCAUGAUGAGCCCCAGCCCAGUCACGUUGUCUCCACUCUGUUAGCUGUUGGGCCCUAACUUUACUACCUCGGGAGCCGGGACCGUUUAGUGGGCGCAGAGUGUGGCAGGUGAUUCGAGUCUGAAUCUAUGUUCCUGCAGUCGAAAUGGGACCAAAAAAAACUGAGUUUUUGUAAAUGUUUCUGGGUUCUUGCACUGGUAAAGGGCCAAGAUCGGAGUUCAAACUAUUGCAAAAAAUAAACAGAAUCAUUUUAAAGCUGCAUUAAUACAUUUUUUUUGUUGGGGUUUAUUUUUUUUGGACACUCAGGGGCACAGCAAACUGAUGGACAAUCCUGACAUACAUCGUUGAGGCUGGGCCAAUAGCGCACCGUCCAUUUUUUAAAGCUUAUUAACUCAAGUGGUGACUGACAUAGAAUGAUAAACUGAAACAUUAAAGCUGCUCCCUCUGACAGGUGGAGGAACUACACAAAGUUUGCAUGGCAACAUCGUUUUUUGCCCGCUCUUCUUUCAGCGCUCUCCUAUGAGGAAAAGCUCGACCAAUGAUAAGCAAUGAUAGCCGCCAUUGCUGGUUGGUACAGAAAGCACCAAUGUGGAAAUGUUACCACCACAAUGAACUUGUUUGGGAAAGGGCUUGAAUUUAACGGUUCAUUUAUUUGUAAAAAAAUCCCACUCUCCAGGAUCAAACUGCACAAGUCUAAAGCAGAGCUAGGCAACGAUUCUCUGAGGAGACCUGUUUCUCUUAAAGAUGUCACCGUCUGUCCUGGCUAUGCAAGGCUUUCCUUGGCCACAGUCCCAGUGAAACACCGUGACCUGGUUGAGACAGGACAUUAUCCAGUUUCCUUGAUGUCUUCGUAGUGCUUCUUCUUUUCUGUAGUUUUUCUUUAGCUCUGGCACAUCAAGGUUUGUUGCUGUUAGGAGCAGCGGACUAGAGGGUUACCAGAACCAAACGCUCUACUGUUAGGAGUCUAACUAACUGACCUGUCGGACAUAAUUCAACGUUACUGGUGGUUCGGUGUAUGUUCUACCCACACUUUAGUUAGUGGUUUUUAGAAAGGCCUUUCUGUGUGACGUGACUUCUACGUUUCGUUGUUGUUGGAGCAGCAUUCUUGUUGCUUUGCUAGGCUGUAGAAUUGAAUUUGAGUCGUAUCCAAAGCCCGACUGCGCAGGCGUCCCUAGGUUCUAACAGGUAGAUGUCUAUGAGAUGGGUCAUCCUUCUGGAACAGUGGCAGAGAAGUUUGAAGAUCGCAUUAUAACUGUUUCCCAGGCCAGAACGAAAAAAAAGAGGCUUCCCUCAUCUCCAGAUACAUGGUGGACGAACUUACAAUAUAUUAGAGGCCGAUAGAUGGUUUCUGAGUUCAGAACACUGGACUUGGUGUAAUUGUUGCGACUUGGGGGCACAAAAAGAGGAACCAGUUUACUUUUCCUGGCACAUGUGGAGCCAACACAAGCUACAGGUGUCCCUGUCAACGAAACACAACUCUCUCUACAACAAAGAUGAUGAUCACAUAAAAUUUAAAAAGAAAGAUGUUAGUGCAGCUUUAAAUUUUGAGAAAAUCUUGCGAGCCUGUGAUACAUAUGGUUCCAGUUUUCCGUAGGCUGCCUAUGAACACAUUACCCACAGCCCCAUGGCUUCGUACGCAGAGCUGCCGGUGCAUGUAAACAUAGUCAAUGCUACAUCUGCUGAUUCAGAACAUGUUUACCGAUGAGGUGCCAGUACGUUGUUGUCUCUCCCAUGAGUUGUUACGUUAAGGUUUCUCAGUUACAAACUAAUAACAAUUGCACAAUAGAAAGGCUAUUUUACAGUACAAAGGAGAAAGGAUGUAUAUUUUCAGACUGCAGAUUUUUUUACAGAUGUUGUUAGCACAAUAGAAACAUGAUAUUGUUUUUUUGCAUAGUGUUAAAAAUACAGUAUCUACAGCUCUCAAAUCCAUUUCCACAUCUCUAAAAUAAAUAAAUAAAUGAAUAAAUAAAUAAAGAUAGACAUAAGGGUCACAAACACACAGAGACCAGUGCAGCGUUAGUUUUACAGUACUUAAAAACUCAACUGCAACAGUAGCUGGGCCUCACCGUCAGAACCAGACCGCACGGCUACACAUCAGCACUUCUAGAUGCAACCUCUUGGUCAAAGUGUAACCAUAAUCAGAGAGAAAGUCAUCCACCGUCAACACAGAGUUCUCUCCUUGUGUGUUUGAGUGUCUCCUUGUCCAACUCAUCCGUUCAACAUGUACUGGAAAAACCAUCCCAGAGAGAAAGGGAGUGAGGUGACGUGUACGUAGGUGUUGGAGCGAAUCUGUGACAGCAAGAGCAGAGCACGGCACGAUUCUCUGCGAAAAGACUUUUUUACCGGACACCCUGUCCAGUAAUCCAUCGUCCAGCUCUGGACGGUGCUUUGAGAAAACAUUGAGCACGGAGGACUUCCAGAGGAGGAGAUCAUUGGUGCUCAUGAUGGACACUGAUUGCAGCUAAUGUGAAUUGGCUCUUAAGAAUAAAGAUGGUUUUGAGAGAA